Racocetra persica is the source of this 629-nucleotide messenger RNA. The record is from the annotation of a GenBank genome assembly. Lineage: Eukaryota; Fungi; Glomeromycota; Glomeromycetes; Diversisporales; Gigasporaceae.
AGGUUAUUAAAAUGGUUAAGCGAGAAUUUCUCUUGAUCUUAACAAUUCUUUUGUUCAACGCAAGUAGUUCAUUUUCCGAUGAUUCUCUAUUUAAUGGAGAUGCUAUAUUUGAUAUUCCCAAAGUAGUUGGAAAUUAUGAUAUUUCACAAAAUAUGACUCCUCCGGAUGGCCAUGUUUUUAAAUUUUAUACAUACGUUAGUGGAUCUAGCGUGUAUCAAUGUUCUAAUAAAUCAUGGCUAUUUUAUGAAAGUCGCGCAUUCCAUUUUAAUAACGAAAAAGAUCUUCAUUCCUACCCUACUUCAGCAGUGGCUUCAACAUUCAAAAAUACAGGCAUAUCAAUUCUUUCGGGGCAUGAUGACUCAUCAUUGAUUACAGGUGCAAUUGUCGCCAUACCGAAAUCUGAUCAUCCGGAAGAUAUUCCUUUAGGACUUGAGAAGGUUUCUUAUAACCGAGGAAAAGGUGCAUUUGAAGAUAUUACUUAUAUUGUUCGUCCUCGUACUAGAAGUGGAAAUGAUCCGUCAACUCUAAAUAUACCAUCUGGAGUUGAGAUGAAUGAAGUGAAACGUUACUCUAUGGUUCACGUUAGAGUAGCGGUCCGGAUGAAUAUGUCCGUAUCUGACGCAGUUAUU